Molecule: messenger RNA, 984 nt
Organism: Microthlaspi erraticum
Lineage: Eukaryota; Viridiplantae; Streptophyta; Magnoliopsida; Brassicales; Brassicaceae
Source: the annotation of a GenBank genome assembly
AUGGUGACGGAUUUGAUUUUGUCAAGAGAAAACCAAAACGGUUUCAGUGAGUAUGUCGCCAGUAACCCUAAUGCAAAACCAGGGAUUGAUUUCACCGUCACUCUUCUCACCAGUGGUUGUUGGCCAAGUUACAAAACGUUUGGCAUUAAUAUACCAAGUGAUAUGGUCAAGUGUGUUGAAGUUUACAAAGGGUUUUAUGAAGCGAAAACGAAAGCUAGGAAACUUACUUGGAUCCAUUCACUUGGAACUUGUCACAUCAAUGGAAAGUUUGGUCAAAAGACCAUUGAGUUGAUUGUGUCUACUCACCAAGCUGCUCUGCUUCUGCUUUUCAACACAAGAGACGCAAUGAGUUACACUGACAUCCAAACUCAACUGAACGUAACCGAUGAAGAUCUAGUGCGGUUACUUCUUUCCUUGUCAUGUGCUAAGUACAAGAUUCUUAUCAAGGAUCCAAACACAAAGACUGUUUCAAAGGCUGAUGUUUUCCAAUUCAACUCCAAAUUUACCGUUGGAAUGCGCAGAGUAAAGAUCCCUCUCCCUCGUGUUGAUGAAAGGAAGAAAGUCGUUGAAGAUGUAGUAGAGAAAGACAGGCGCUAUGCAAUUGAUGCUGCCAUUGUCAGGAUCAUGAAGGGAAGUAAAGUGUUGGGACAUCAACAACUCGGUUCUGAGUGUGUCGAGCAACUUAGCCAAAUGUUCAAGCCUGAUACUAAAGCGAUCAAGAAACGUAUCGAAGAUUUAAUAACCAGAGAUUAUUUGGAGAGGGACACUGAAAAUCCUAACAUGUUUAGUCGUCUAGGCCGAGAAGGCGGGACCGUCAAGAAACCAGCCCCCGGGGCUAAUGUGUCCCGAAGAACCACCACCUAUGCUUCCAAUCCAUUACCAGGAGAAGAUGGAGCUGACACGGCUCCCGCGGCUGUCCCUACUCGGCUUGUUGGUGUCGUCACAGCUUAUACACAGGUUAAGCUCAAGAUCAACGCAACAUAG